AGAGAACGAUUCUGCGGAAGAGAACAAGGCCACGACUAUGAAGCCAGAAGCUGUAGUCACCGCGAUCGCGAGUAUGUUGCAUUUCCUUUGCAACCGUCAUGCGAACUACCUUCAGUUCCUUACAGGACUCUUUUUAUAUGGGAAUGGUACCGCUCGGACUGUCAUCGGCGUUCUCUCCAAAAUUGGCCUGACUGUAUCUCACCAAACGAUCCAUCGAACACUAGAAGCAGCCGUUACCAAACAAUUUAAUAUCGUGUACGACAACAUCAACAUUGCAUUCCGCAAGCACGACCAAAGGCUUUUCAAUCAGGACUCGUCCGACAAUGGAACGAUUGCAACUCUCAUCGUAUCGGACGUUGCUGCUGAGGAACAGCUGGAGACCAAUUCUGCGAGACGCCUAUCCUUCGACGACCUCUUACCCAGAUGGCACCAAAACAUCGCUAUGUUCCAAGCUUUCCGCUUCCACUUGGUUGGGGGUUUACAACGACGUGUCGAAGCCCUCAAGAACUGCUCAUGGCCCACCCCAACAAUCCAACUUCUGCCGGUCGAUGCGAUCAAAACUUACCCGUUGUCUUUGAUGCAAAUUAACCAGGCGACUGUCCAGGGAAACAAGGAUAUUGCAACAACGAUUAUGGAGACUGAGCUUCAACUGCCACUGAGCUGGUUUGAUGGAAGGUGGAUACUUAUCGCAGGGGACCAGCUUACAACAGCCAGAAUUCGCUCCUUGAAGAAUCAGCGCUGGGAUGACAUUUCGACCUAUCAUCGACAUGAAUAUGCAAUUCCAAUAAUGCAGUUAUUCCAUCUGCAGAUGUUGUUGGGCGCCACCAUUCUUCGCCACCACUAUGGCUCGGCCGCAACGUCAGGCCUUGAUAAGCUCGACUUUCAUGCAACAGAUGAGUUACUUCGCCGCUCUUUUGAUGCGAUAGCUUUGAGAGUAUGGGAGGUUAUAUUAGAGUACGAUAACCUGAGCGAAUACCGGCACAACGGCACAGAAGCAGAGGUCCUCGACUUUGUUGGCUCCAAAAUUAACGCCAUCCUCGAGCGCUUUAUCAUAGAGGGCAACCAAGAACAACUUGCUGACGUUGCUUCAAGAAACGCUGCCCUAUUCCUCAGAGACAUGACGCUGUACAUCGAGCUUGCCUCAGCUAUCAAUUGCGGCGAUACCGGACGCCUGGAGAACGCCAUCAAAUACAACAACUUAAAGACCAAGGAAAUUCAUGGCUUGAGGGGACGUAGUGCAAACUGGGGGACAAUGGGAAGAGCAGUUUCAACCAACAUUAGGACCUUUGAUCAAAUCGGAAAAGAGUUUCAAAAGGCGCGGGGUAUAACUCCCGCUGGCACCAACCAUACGACAGUGUCAGACACCAAUGACAUUAACGCAAUACUGCAGAUGAUCCAGGAGAAUAGUAUCCUAGGCAAUGGUAUUCAGCCGCUCCCGGAUAUCGAGGGAGUGAAUGAUCUGUUUGAGGAUAGCAUGGUGGAGCUGAUGAGAAAUGAAUAUCUAGAGAGUUUUAUCGAGCGCAACACUCGUCUCCGGCAAGAAACUGAGAGUGAUGGAAGAGCAAGUCCCAUGUCGACGGACGAUGAAAUAAACAGCGAGAUGGACUAUGGGAUGGAUGCUGAGGUGGACAAAAGCAUGGAUGAUCAGAUAGAUAAUGAGGUGGGGUGGAAUGGUAUAGAGUUCGGCAUCGAUGAUUAUGUUCAGGUUACUGCAGAAUAAAAACGUAUUUAUUUUCACCCGAUACCCUUUUUAUAACACGUAGUCUUCAGCUUUUAACACACUGAUGAGGUGUGGCGCUGUUGCUGUUACUGUUGCUGUUACUGUUGCUGUUGCUGUUCCUUUUG
Molecule: messenger RNA, 1845 nt
Organism: Gamsiella multidivaricata
Lineage: Eukaryota; Fungi; Mortierellomycota; Mortierellomycetes; Mortierellales; Mortierellaceae
Exons: 7
Coding region: 38-1720 (560 amino acids)
Source: RefSeq, a predicted model, not a curated record